Phragmites australis (common reed) is the source of this 531-nucleotide messenger RNA. Its product is annotated as secreted RxLR effector protein 161-like. The record is from RefSeq and is a predicted model, not a curated record. NCBI's taxonomy places the organism in Eukaryota, Viridiplantae, Streptophyta, Magnoliopsida, Poales, Poaceae. The coding region runs from base 1 to 531 and encodes 176 amino acids. The transcript has 2 exons.
AUGACCUCCUGCAAUCCUAGCUUGGAGCUGAUGGAGCCAAGGCUCAAGCUGAGCAGGGAGAGCACGGUGCCGCUGGUGAACACGACGGAGUACAGGCGCGUCAUCAAUGGACUGCGCUAUUUGCGCGUGCUUCGGUACGCGGUUGGAACACGUGACUAUGGCCUUUACUUCACCAGGAAGGAGGAAGGGCGGGCUCGGCUUGUUGGAUACAGCGACGCCGACAUGGCGGGCGACAUCGACACGCGGAAGAGCACGAGCGGCAUCAUCUUCUUCCUCGACGACAACCCCAUCACUUGGCAAUCUUCCAAGCAGAAGGUGGUAGCUCUGUCCUCGUGUGAGGCAGAGUACAUUGCAGCAGCUACGGCUGGUUGCCAAGGCGUCUGGCUAGCUCUGCUCGUGACUGACAUGGUCGGCAUCGGGCCUGGAGUGCCGAAGCUCAAGGUGGACAAUCAGUCCAUCAUCGCCCUCAGCAAAAACCUCAUUUUCCACGACCGAAGCAAACACAUUGAUAUACGAUUCCACUACAUUUAG